AUGACAAAACCCAUUGAUAUCAAGGUCUCUGAGCCUAAGAAGAAGAGCAGUAUCUCAACGUCUGGUCCAAUAUCACCUUUGGCCCUGAGUACAAACAACUCCAGUUCAAGCGUUUACGACGAGAAUAAGAAAGCAAUGGCUUCAAUAGCUCCAAUAUUAGAAGGAUUCACUCCAAAAACUUCAUCAAGUGAAAAUAAUAGUCAAAUCCAUUUACCUCCUCCAGCAGUCGAAACUAAUAAUUCAAGUUCUGUUAGUUCAAGAAAAAGUUCACAUUCAAUAUCAAAAGUUCAACUGCCAAAAAUUGGUAAAAUUGGUGUUUGUGCUAUGGAUGCUAAAGUUUUAAGUAAACCAUGUAGACAAAUAUUAAACAGACUGAUUGAAAAUGGUGAAUUUGAAACUGUCAUUUUUGGUGAUAAAGUUAUAUUAGAUGAAUCAAUUGAAAAUUGGCCAACUUGUGAUUUCUUGAUUAGUUUUUUCUCAACUGGUUUCCCAUUAGAUAAAGCUAUUGCAUAUGUUAAACUACGUAAACCAUACAUCAUUAAUGAUUUGGUUAUGCAAAAAGCGCUUUGGGAUAGAAGAUUAUGUCUGUGGAUUCUUGAUGCUGCUAAAGUUCCAACUCCGAAAAGAUUGGAAAUUUCAAGAGAUGGUGGUCCAAGAGUUGAUGAUGAAUUAAAACAAAAAUUACAAGAUAAUGGUGUUUCUAUGGAAAAAAUUAAAGAACCAGAAUGGAAAAUGAUUGAUGAAGAUACCAUUUGGGUUAAUGGUGAAACUUUAACCAAACCAUUUGUUGAAAAACCUGUUGAUGGUGAAGAUCAUAAUGUUUAUAUUUAUUAUGCCAAAAAAGAUGGUGGUGGUGGUAGAAAACUUUUCAGAAAAGUUGGUAAUAAGUCUUCAGAAUUUGAUCCUAAAUUAUCCACUCCAAGAACUUCAGGUUCUUAUAUUUAUGAACAAUUUAUGGAUACUGAUAAUUUUGAAGAUGUUAAAGCUUAUACCGUGGGACCAAAUUUUUGUCAUGCUGAAACAAGAAAAUCACCAGUUGUUGAUGGUAUUGUUAGAAGAAAUACUCAUGGUAAAGAAAUUAGAUAUAUUACACCUUUAUCUGAUAAAGAAAAAAGUAUUGCAAAACAUGUUUCUAAAGGAUUUGGUCAAACUAUUUGUGGAUUUGAUUUAUUAAGAGUUGGUGGUCAUAGUUAUGUCAUUGAUGUUAAUGGAUUUUCAUUUGUUAAAGAUAAUGCCCCAUAUUAUGAUAAUUGUGCUAAAAUUCUUAGAGAUAUGUUUGCUGAAGCUAAAAAAAUUAGAGAUGUUAAAAAAUUAGCCACUCCAUCAGCUGCCACUGAGGAAAAAUCACAAAAAUGGGUCUUGAAAGGUUUAGUAUCUGUUAUUCGUCAUGCUGAUCGUACUCCAAAACAAAAAUUCAAAUAUUCUUUUAAAUCUGAAAUUUUCAUUUCUUUAUUAAAAGGUCAUAAAGAAGAAGUUAUAAUUAGAGAAGUUUCAGAUUUGAAAAUUGUCCUUAGAGCUAUUAAAGUUGCUCAAGAACAACAAAUUGAAGAUUUAAGUAAAUUAGAACUUUUAGCUAAUGCAUUAGAAAAAAAAUUAGAAUUUCCAGGUACUAAGAUUCAAUUAAAACCUGUUUUAACUGAAGAUGGUGAAGUGGAAAAAGUUCAAUUCAUUUUAAAAUGGGGUGGUGAAGCUACACAUUCUGCUCAUUAUCAAGCUAGUGAUUUAGGUGAACAAUCAAGACAAGAUAUGGGUCUACUAAAUAAAGAAUUAUUGAAAAAUGUUAAAGUUUUUUCAUCAUCAGAAAGAAGAGUUUUACUUACUGCUAAUCUGUGGGCAAAUUCUUUAUUAGAUGAUGGUACAUUGGAUGAUAAUUUUAUUAAUAUUAGAAAAGAUUUAUUAGAUGAUUCUAAUGCUGCUAAAGAUCUUAUGGAUAAAGUUAAAAAGAAGUUAAAACCAUUAUUAAGAGAAGGUAAAGAAGCACCAUCACAAUUUACAUGGCCACAAAAAAUGCCUGAACCAUAUGUUGUUUUGAAAAGAGUUGUUGAAUUAAUGAAUUAUCAUAAACAAAUUAUGGAUCAUAAUUCUACUCAUGAAGAUUUUGCAAAUUUACAACAAGAAUGGUGUAAUGGUGAAGAUCCGGAAUUAUUUAUUGAAAGAUGGAAUAAAUUAUUUAAAGAAUUUAUAACUGUGGAAAAAGUUGAUCCUUCAAAAAUUUCAGAAUUAUAUGAUACAAUGAAAUUUGAUGCUUUACAUAAUAGAGAAUUUUUAGAGAAAAUAUUCAAACCAGUUUCUGAAGUUGAAAGACCAUCUGCUUCAUUAUUAAUUGAUGAAUAUCCACAACAUUUAAAACUUUUCGCUAAAGAUAAAGGUACACCAAAUAUUCCAUUACAUGCACAUUCAUAUUUAUUUAAUGAACAAAUUUUUAAAUAUUUAAGAGAAUUAUAUAAAUUAUCUCAAGUUUUAUUUGAUUUUAUUUGUCCCCAAGAAUAUGGUAUUACUCAAAGUGAAAAACUGGAAAUUGGUUUAUUAACUUCAGUUCCAUUAGGUAAAAAAAUUAUUAAUGAUUUAAAUGAAAUGAUUGAAAAUGAUAAACCAGGUUGUGUUACUUAUUUUACUAAAGAAAGUCAUAUGUACACAUUAUUAAACAUUUUAUAUGAAAGUAAUAUUCAAUUUUAUAUUAAUAGAAAUGAUUUACCAGAAUUAGAUUAUUUAUCACAAAUUAUUUUUGAAUUAUAUGAAGAUAGCUCAGGUAAAAAUCAUUCUAUAAGGUUUAAAUUAUCACCAGGUUGUCAUACACAAGAUCCAUUAGAUGUUGAACUUGAUGAUAAACAUUAUAUUUCAUGUAUUCCAAAAAUUAGUUUGACAAAACAUUUAGAUUUUGAUUUAGUUUCACAAAGAUUAAAAUCCAAAUUUAAAAAGGUUAAUUUACCAAAGAAGUUCACUGCUGUUAAUAUAUCAAGUCCAUUGACUGAACCUAAAUAG
Messenger RNA from Hansenula ciferrii, 2982 nucleotides. RefSeq names its product inositol polyphosphate kinase VIP1 (gene VIP1). The record is from RefSeq and is a predicted model, not a curated record. Gene Ontology annotation, cellular component: cytosol. Lineage: Eukaryota; Fungi; Ascomycota; Saccharomycetes; Phaffomycetales; Wickerhamomycetaceae. The coding region runs from base 1 to 2982 and encodes 993 amino acids. Gene Ontology annotation, biological process: inositol metabolic process; inositol phosphate biosynthetic process. The transcript has a single exon. Gene Ontology annotation, molecular function: diphosphoinositol pentakisphosphate kinase activity; inositol hexakisphosphate kinase activity; 5-diphosphoinositol pentakisphosphate 1-kinase activity.